AUGUCAAAUUCAACAGGCUUGGUGGUUGGGUCGGUCAUAUAUUUUGCCCUUAUUUUUGUUAUUGGCGUUCCCCUGAGCUUAUACGUGAAAAAACAUACAAAAGAUCACAGUCAAAGGAAAGAAAAUUUUAAUUUAACGUGGGCACUGGUGGUGAUCGGAGUAGUUAUGAUGUGGCUCUUGUGGCUCUGUGCAUUCUUACACCAGAUGAAUCCUCUUGUAACCCCGAAGAUGGAUUAG
This is a messenger RNA of Blepharisma stoltei, 237 nucleotides long. The record is from the annotation of a GenBank genome assembly. Lineage: Eukaryota; Ciliophora; Heterotrichea; Heterotrichida; Blepharismidae.